AUGGCCCUUCAAAUCAACGGGAUUGCAGUGGUGACUGGUGCUGGCAGUGGUAUCGGCAAGGCAGUCGCCCUCGCCUAUGCCGCGGAAGGCGCCCGGGGUGUGGUUAUAGCCGAUUUGAACCUCGAGGCUGCACUCCAGACGGCACGAGAAAGUGAAUCGAUAGCUACUAGCCCCACCUACCGAGCACUUCCUGUGGCUGUUGAUGUGACCGAUGAGGAAAGUGUCGACCGUAUGGUCACGGCAGCAGUUGAGGCAUUUGACCGCAUUGAUUAUAGCGUAAACAGCGCUGGAAUCGGGGUCAAGCACCACAAGCCCGUCGAUAAGGCAGAGAUUUCUGAGAUGAACGCCUUCUGGCAAGUCAACGUGUUAGGAACUCUCAACUGUAUCAAGUCCGUGACCAAGGUUAUGAAAUCACAGAGUGUCACCACCUUGAAUAACCAGGGAAAAUCACGCGAAAUUGGUCGAGGUGUCAUUUUGAACGUGGGAUCAUGCAAUUCGUAUAUCGCAACGCCAGAUAUUGUCCCAUAUACGACGACAAAGCAUGCUGUGAUGGGGUUGACCAAGAGUGCCGCCCUCGAUCUCGCACCGCAUGGGAUACGCGUCAAUGCGAUUUGCCCCGGCUGGGUCAAUACACCUAUGGUGACUGCAGCCAUUAAUGGAAACCCGGGUCUCCCUGAGAUGAUGCGAACAAUUAUUCCUAUGUCACGGAUUGCAGAACCGGAAGAGGUUGCAGAUGUGGUCUUAUUUAUGACUAGCCCCAGAUCGAGCUACGUCACUGGUGUCGGUUGGGUUGUAGACGGUGGGACAACCCUGCAAGUGCAAACUUGUUGA
Molecule: messenger RNA, 831 nt
Organism: Penicillium samsonianum
Lineage: Eukaryota; Fungi; Ascomycota; Eurotiomycetes; Eurotiales; Aspergillaceae
Product: SDR family NAD(P)-dependent oxidoreductase
Exons: 3
Coding region: 1-831 (276 amino acids)
Molecular function (GO): oxidoreductase activity
Source: RefSeq, a predicted model, not a curated record